GGUCAGCGGAUUGUAACAAGGAAGCAUUUGCAUUUGCUGCAUUGAGGAUUAGUUCACGAUGUUCCAAACUUGUAGUGUGCGACAACUAGUUUGGCUACUUAAACUUAAAUUGUCCAAACUUCAACUAUGAGAGCAUUUUACACUUUAAGCUGGCGAUGGCAAAACGGAGUUAUACGAUCAAAGACAAGAACACAGAGAUCAAAUUCGUGGUGGACGCUCGAUACAAGUUGAUUGAAACUAUUGGGAAUGGCGCCUACGGGGUGGUUUGUUCUGCAAUGGACACGAGAACAGGAGCUAAAGUUGCAGUUAAAAAGAUCUCAAGGGCUUUCGAUGUGCUUACAACGGCUAGACGAACACACAGGGAGCUUAAAAUACUGCGACACUUUAAACACGAUAAUAUUAUUUGUAUACGAGACAUUUUGAAACCUCCAGUGAACUUGGAUGAAUUUGACGAUGUGUAUGUCGUUUUGGAUCUGAUGGAAUCGGACUUACAUAGGAUAAUCCACACAGACCAGCCUCUGACCACAGAACAUGUUAGGUACUUUCUUUACCAAAUACUGCGCGGUUUAAAGUACAUUCACUCCGCUAAAGUCCUACACAGAGAUCUAAAGCCGAGUAAUCUACUCGUGAACGAGAAUGCCGAGUUAAAAAUCGGUGACUUUGGGAUGGCGCGUGGCUUGUGUUCUUCCCCCUUGGAACAGAAAAGGUUUAUGACGGAGUAUGUAGCUACAAGGUGGUACAGAGCCCCCGAACUCAUGCUCUCGUUGAAUGAGUAUUCUGAGGCUAUAGAUAUGUGGUCUGUUGGUUGUAUUCUUGCCGAAAUGAUUGGGAGAAGGCCCCUUUUUCCGGGAGCUAACUAUCUGAACCAGUUACAGAUGAUCCUUAGUGUGACAGGCACACCAUCCCAGAACUUUAUUGAAAGGAUGGGAGCAGAAAGAGUGAAAACCUACCUAAACCAACUCCCUCACAAGGAUCCAGUUCCAUUUGAAAAGUUUUUCCCCAAAUCCCACCCUGAAGCUAUCAACCUACUUAGCCAGAUGCUGCAGCUAGACCCCAAAGAGAGGAUAACAGUGGAAAACGCCUUGCAGCAUCCAUUUCUUAAGGAAUACCACAGCGAGGAGGAUGAGCCAACUUGCUACUCCCCACUAGACUUCAAGUUUGACACAGUUCUCAUGACUAAGGAAGCAUUAAAGGAAGCCAUUGUGAACGAGAUAAAGGACUUUCAGAAGAAACAGGCUUUAGUGCUAUCUCCUGUUUUGACAGUGUCUGACAUUAACCACAUUGGGAAGAAAACAGGAUCAACAGAUUUGAAAGGCAGAGGCAUUUCAUCUGUAACUCUGGCUGCUGUACAACAAAAAGAAGAUAAUCUUAAACGGAAACACCAGAAAGGCCAAAACAAAACGUGCAAAAAAGCUAAACAGAAGAAAACGCUCACUUCUGAUGACCAAACUGACAAAUCCAAAUCCAAGCUUAGUGAAGAUGACAGAAAAAUGCUAGAAAGAUGGGAACAGAUGAGAAAGAAAACUAAACCAUUUAUUCACCCCAUCAGAAAGUACAUGAGUGAGAUUAAUGCUCUAAAGGAUGAGCUUUUAAAUGAGCAAAACAAAAAAGAAAUAAGACCACAGGGCAUCACCACUUUGUCCCAAAUCAGCCAACAAUUUCAGUUCACCCAAUUUGUGCCUCAAGAUUGUAAUAAUGGCAACAUGGCUGCAUUGAAGGCUGUAAGAAUCCCAAACAAUCAAUUAAUUUUCAUGGAAACACAGCCUGUCACUGUUGUCCCCAAUAACAGUACUGCUGUCAAUAAACCCAGUUCUGCAGUGCCCCAACCGAUCUGUGUAACCCCUCAAGGUCUCCAGAACAGUGCGAAAAAACACAUUGCCUCAACAAUGCAUUGCGUCAACGGGCCAGCAGUGCAAGGAAGUACUUUAAUUUGUGGAAUACAGCAGCCUCAUGGCCAGACACCGACAACAGUAGCAAUAGAGUCUGUAACUGCAGCCACACAAGUUUCUAAUUCCCAGCUGUCAACACAACCUCAAAUAGCAAAACCGGCACAGCAACAUUUGAUUACAACUAAAAGUAUUCCUUUAAUUGGGGAGCAAAGUAGCACGCCACUCACUGAGGUGAAUAAAGAGUCUAAACGCGAAAUGUAUUCGGUGAAGCAAAGUUUUGCUCAGCAUUCCUUGUCUACUUCCAACUUGGCAGCACAUGCUGUGCAAGCAGCACCACUAGACAUUCAGGGCUUGAAAACCCUUUCUAUUGGACCAACAGAUACCACACCUUACCUUAUCGAGCAAACUGCUCCAAACCCACCAGAACAUGAAGCCAUUCCACAGCAACUUUCAUCAGAGUCUUCUGCUGCGGCAUCGUCAGUUUCAAUGUUUACAGUGUCUCAAUCGCCCAGUCACCUUAAUCAUCAGGAAUGUCAACACUGUGACGGGCCUGACGGUGUUGCACCAGGGAAUACAUCCACUACGCAAACAAGUUUGACUAAUAUUUCUACAACCAAUCAACCUCCACAUACCUCUGUUGUAAGCUCAUCCUUGGCAGCUCCGGAAAUACAAGCAGCAAGCGUUGCCUACUCCUGGCCCAGCUCCACCAAAUCAUGUUUGGCAUUACGGGCUAAAGCACUGCCGUUGGAAGCCCGCGGAGUACCAGCCCAGCAGCAGUCCGACAUUUUCUUGUCAGCUACAGAUUCAAACUUUACAACCUCAGCAGACUGUGCUACCACCAGAGUAACAUUUAAUGGUACCCCCACUAUUGGAUCUUCCUUUACGGUAGCUUCACAGCUUUUGGCGCCUGACACUACAGUAGCCACUACCAAUAUCGUGCAAGCACCGCAACCAAUAGAACACAAGCUGCAAUCGAUGGCAUUAACAUCCAUAAAAAAUACCCAAGACGCAUUUUCCCUUAACGCCAGCAAUAUUGGCGAUCAUCUGCCACUUUCUCCAAAGUUGAGUAAGAUACCAGUGGAAGCUUUGACUUCAGAACAACAGCAAUUCCUGCAAUAUCUAACUUCACAAUCAUUUGGAAAUAACCAAAUUCCCAGCCACUUGCUAAGCCUUUUUAACGCUCUAGAAGGAAAUGAGGAAUUGAAUAGUGAUGAGAAAGAGACUCUUCAGGAAACAUUGGAAACCCCGACACUCAAGUUUGCAGAAGAAAUCAUCUAUACAUCUGGUCUCUCAGCUAAAUCUAGAGGUGCAGGUAGUGGCUAUGGACUUGGGAUCGAUAUUGAGGAGCUCUUUGGGAAUCUAGCAAGUCCAAGCAAGGAUCCCAACCUUUGUCUACCAGCCACCCUCAGUCUGCCUAACAGUCCAUCACUGUCCUCUUCGCUGCUCUCGGAUUGGCUUGCUGGUCAGGAAAUACCGCCCGCUGAUAUGGAGGAGAUCCAGAAAGAGUUGGAAUAUAACAACACUGCUCUUGGGCUCUUUCCAGACAUGGGUGCUGGUGUCGAAGAUACAGGAAAUACUUAGAUGUCAAAACAUAGAUUUCAGGCAAACUCAGUAUUCCAUCUUAAAAGCCUCAUACUAAGAAAUACCUGUACUUGACAAGUAUAAAUAUGGUGCAUGUUAUCUAGCUUUUUUCCAGCAGAUAUGUGUUUGUAUGGUCUUUAUAUUUUGCAUACCUUUAUAUUUAAUUCUUUAUAAUAUUUUCUAUAAAAUACAACUUUGUACAGACAUAUCAUAUCCAAAAUAAAUAAAGGAAGGAAGGAAUGCAGUUUGACCACCAUUUUUUUCCUUCUUUGGCCGUGUUGGGAGCUUGAAUCUAGUUCUGCAAAUGCCUAUUGCCAAGAAUGCCUAGCUAUAUAGGGAGGGGGAGGAGGAAGGAAUGGAGGAGAAGACUGAACAUAGCGCGCUAUCUAUCCCCUGUGAGAAAACAAAGCACAGGUAAACCAUUUGUAGUCUCUAUUCUACCCAAAACUGGAAU
Messenger RNA from Nematostella vectensis (starlet sea anemone), 3924 nucleotides. Its product is annotated as STE20-like serine/threonine-protein kinase. The record is from RefSeq and is a predicted model, not a curated record. Gene Ontology annotation, cellular component: nucleus; cytoplasm. The transcript has 4 exons. NCBI's taxonomy places the organism in Eukaryota, Metazoa, Cnidaria, Anthozoa, Actiniaria, Edwardsiidae. Gene Ontology annotation, molecular function: ATP binding; protein serine/threonine kinase activity. Gene Ontology annotation, biological process: protein phosphorylation; intracellular signal transduction; cell surface receptor signaling pathway. Bases 156 to 3470 code for a protein of 1104 amino acids.